This is a messenger RNA of Brassica rapa (field mustard), 5006 nucleotides long. Its product is annotated as protein DYAD. The record is from RefSeq and is a predicted model, not a curated record. Gene Ontology annotation, biological process: reciprocal meiotic recombination; meiotic cell cycle; meiotic sister chromatid cohesion. NCBI's taxonomy places the organism in Eukaryota, Viridiplantae, Streptophyta, Magnoliopsida, Brassicales, Brassicaceae.
AUCAUGUAAUCAAAGUUUUGGGGUUUUGCGAAGAAUACAACUCUCUAAGGCUUAUUGGAUUAAAAUUAAAUUUUCUAGCUUGUUAAAUAAACCUUUUUAAUGCGAUUUGAGUUAGAUUCAAUUGAAUAAAAAUAAAAGUUACAAAGAAAUAGAAAGAUACAUCGUAUUUCGUGUGUGAUUGGUAAAUAUAGCGUAAGUGGAAGUAAAUUAAAGUAGCUGAACUAAGUGAAAAAAAUGGAGAGUAAAUAAAAUAAAUAAGUGUUACAUCGAGCGUAAUUGACAUUUCCACUUCAAAAACUAAAAGGAAAAUACAAAGAGAUUUACCUUCACUUAAACAGUAACCGGAGUAAAAGAAUAAAUUAAUAAUUAAAAUUUUUUCCACCUGAUUGGUAAGUUUAUGAGCUGAAAGUGGAGUAACAUAUUUAUAGCGAGAAUAUUAACGCUAUCGAUGACAGUCAUACCCGAAUUCGUAUAUAGAGUGCAUCAAAUCAAAUACAAAGAUAUUGAUUUUCUCACGUGUAGUAGUCGGUCUCCUACUCUAGACUCUAUGUGUCCGAAUGGAGGAACGGGACAAGUGCAGAUCUCCUGCACAUGCAGUUCUCCUGCACUGUAUUCACCAUUCACCAUUUUCUUUUUAUAAAAGCAGUUCAAGCGGGAGAUCUGCAUGCAGUUCAAUAUUUUUUGUCUUUUUGUGAAAAAAGCAGGAGAUCUGCAUGCAGAUCUCACCCGCCAAUAUUUGGUGGUGUUGAUCUGCUUUUUUUUUUGUCUGGUCAAUAAAUAACUUUGUUACAACAUAUAACUUUAAAAAUAUAUUUAUCUAGUUUUAUGAAUACAAUAUUUUUAUUUUAUUUUAUUUACAAUUUUAACAAUAUAAAAUUAUCAUUCUCUACUUAUUAUUUUUUGUCAUAUAAUUUUUAAUUUUUAUAAAUAAGAAAAUAAAAUAAGUAUAAGUAUCUUUUAAAACAUUUACAGGCAUUUCGGUCGAUCCUAUAAUAUCUAAGAUAUUUGUUUAGAUAUCUAAGUGUCAUUUUUAUUGUUUUAAUAUAUGAUCUAUAGUUUUGAACUCAUUUUGUCAUUCCUAAGUUAUAAUAAAUUAUUUGAUCCGGUUUUCUCCUGCAUGAUCCGCUUGAUCUGCACUUGUCCUGCUUGAUCUGUAUUUGUCCUGCUUGAUCUGCAUGAUCUGCUUGAUCUGUCCUGCUUGAACUGCUUUUACCAUUCGAAGCCUAUAGUAGUAGUAGUCCUUAGGGUCCGACUGGUUUACACGCAGCGGUUGCAGAUACGGAAAUUUGCGGAUGUAGGUGGUUGCAGUUUCAAACGUUAUUAAGCGUUUUGUAUCACUAGCACAACAUUUGAAAAUUAUUGCGUUUGCGAAAUAUUUGUGACUGGUUGAUUAUAAGAUAUUGCAGCGAUUGAAUAAUAAAUUAUACAUAUUAACAUAUUAUAACAUUAUAAAAAUAUAGAGAACAUACUAUUGUAAUAAAAUAUAAUAAUUAUCAAUAUAAUAUGAUUAAUAAAAAUAUUAUGUUUAUUUAUAAAAAAAAAUUAGUUGAAAGUUCUAAUUUUAAUAAACUUUUUUGAAGAUUUAUAUUAAAACUUUUUAAAAAAUAUUUUAUUUCGUUUCAUAUAUGAGUAUACCUUUAUAUAUGUGUGUAUAUUAGUGUUUUAAAUUGGCCAAUUUAGGUGAAUAUACAUAAACAGAGUGGUAAUUAGGUAGAUAGUUGCUUUUCAAAACUAUUUGCAGAAUCAUGGAAGGAGGGAGUGUGAAAUUACAUGAAACUCCACAACAAUGUAAGAGGUAAUAAUUAAAAAGCAUGUAAAGAGCAGGUUGAUAAAUUUGCCACAUCCAUGUGUCAGGUCUAUGCUAGUGGGUGCUAAUAAAGAUAUUUUCGGAUUAUAGAAAAGUGCACAGUGUAUUGUCCAUAUAGCUAAUUAAAUAAGUUUUCUAUGUUAUCCACCGCAAAUUCCCUUUAAAUUUCUAACAAAUAGUUAGGGUCUGACUGUAUAGCACUCAUGGAGUAAAAUAGUGGGAUAAAAAAAUUACUCUAGUUUCCUUUACUUUUAACCAAUCAGGUGAAAAAGAAAGAGUUCCGAAUAGUGAAUGCAGUUUGAACGGUGUGGAACAAACGGUUCAACUGCGGUGUGGUUCUAACAAUUAUAAAAAUGUAUAGAUAUAUAGUAUAUGUAAAGAUUUUUGUUACUGUUAAUUGCAGGAUAGAGUGGAAUGAUGGUCACCAUUCCAAGUAUUUACUCUCUUUCUGUUUGGAAUAAUCAUUGUUGUUUUGUCUUUUCUGAGUUAGUGGGUACGUUUUUCCACUUCUUCUUGCAGGAGUAACGUUAUGUAACUUCACAGAAUAUAAUUAUAUUACUAUAAUUUUUUUUUAUGUUACUCUCAGUUCCUCUGAUUUCUUAUUUCUCUUACCUGUGAUUUACUCCGUAUAUCUUCUUUUUUUUUUUUUUUUUUUGGUAAUCCUCCGUAUAUCUUCUUUCAGGUUACGCUACGUUGUUUCCCAGCCACAACCUUAGUUUAAAGUUUUUAUGAGUAGAAGUGAUAACCGCACCUGCGCGUGUGUAUCAGUAGUGCACAAAGCUUUUAUUCGCUACAGCUGAUUUCAUUUUCUCGUAUGCCUUACCACCGUAAAAAUCUUAUAAAGUUUCAAAACAGAACACGUGGCAUCAAGCCAUUGCCACCGGAGUGUGCCAUUUUGUUCUUUUUCCUUGUAGACGAGCACAGAGGAACAAAUAUGGCAAACGAUCAUGUUUGCGUAGUUAGCGACAGUUUGAGAGCAAAUAUGUGAACUGCACCCAACUUGCAGCGCAGGAAAACUCUCACGUGACAUGCACACGCAGAUCUCUCUCUCUUCCCCGGUAUAUAAAGAGCCCAAUCAGAUUUUUAAUUAAUGCGACAUUUUUUGAAACUUUUUUUUUAAUUUUUGUUCCCGUUCGUCCUUCUUCCUUCGUCGUCUCCAAAAAAGUUUUUCUUUCUGAGAAAUCGAAGGCGGAAGGAAAUAAGUUAAGAGGAGGAUCAUCUAUUCGAGGGAGCAACCAAAAAAGAUCAUGAUUGAAACGAUGUUCGUGAAGAGGUAUCCGUUCAGAGGAUCUUCUUCUUCCGCCGGAAAACACUCGUCGCCGCCGCCACCGACUGUCAAUGUGGCUCACCUAAGAGUCGGAUCUUAUUACGAAGUCGAUCACUCUGUUCAGAGGUCGCCGGAGCAACAGUCCAUCCGAAUCGGAAGCAACAGGAUGAACCGGAGUAAUGCUAGUCUUCUUCCCGUUUUGGACGUGGUGUCGUCGGAGCUAGCCGGGGAUUUGCUUUACAGGAGAGUCGCACCUCACCAAGUUUCCAUGAGUAGAAGAAACUCCUGGGUUUCAGGCAACGACGACAUUAAUCUCUCUCGCCCCCAAGGAAACUGCUUGUCCGAGCUGAAGUCGGGAGGGAUGAUCAAAUGGGGGAAGAGAAUGCGCGUGCGUUACCAGAGCCGGCAUAAGGAGGAGGAAGAUGGUGGGAACGAAACAGAAGCCUCUGAUUAUGCAGCCCGUAAGAGAAAAAAGCUGGUUGAAUCCAGCACUAGGAGACUCCCUCAGAAGAAGAAUAACAAGGAAGCCCAGAUCGUUGUUUAUAAGAGGAGAUCACCUAAUCAGUUUAUUGACAGAUGGUCUACUGAGAGGUACAAACGAGCUGAGAAGAACAUGUUGAAAGUGAUGAAGGAUAAAUAUGCAGUUUUUGGCAACCCCAUACUAAGACCAGAGUUGAGGUUAGAGGCGAGGAAGCUCAUUGGAGACACGGGUCUUUUGGAUCAUCUGCUUAAGCACAUGGCUGGUAAGGUUGCUCCUGGAGGUCAAGACAGGUUUAUGAGGAAACACAACGCAGAUGGGGCAAUGGAGUAUUGGCUGGAGAGCUCUGACUUGGUUCACAUAAGGAAAGAAGCAGGAGUUAAUGAUCCCUUUUUGACGCCUCCACCUGGUUGGAAGCUCGGUGACAGCCCUACUCAAGAUCCUAUCUGCGCUGGAGAAAUCCGUGACAUCAGAGGAGAAUUAGAUAUCCUGAAAAGAGAAUUGGAGAAACUCGCUUCAAAGAAGGACGAGGAGCUUGCAAUGAUGAUGAAUACACCUAUUUCCUGUGUUACGAGUCAGAACGUGGACCACGAUAAUAUGAUGCCUCUAGCAAAUGAAAUCUACACGGAUCUGCUGAAGAAGAAAGACAAAAUUAAGGACCAGCUAGUGACAAUUGCAGAAGCCUUGCAUAAAAUGGAGGAAGAUAUGGGAUGCCUUCGGAGGACAGUGGACGGGAACUGCCCUAGAAAGCCAGACUCAACAGAGAUGCCUUUGCUACUAGAGGAUUCACCAAUAAUGAAGACACUAGAGGGAGAAGUGAAUAGGGAAAACCAAAUCAAAGAGCUCCCUCAAAAAGGCAGGAGAGAUGAACGCCCACUACUCUCACUCAAGAACAACACUGGUUUUAGAAUCUGCAGGCCUGUGGCGAGUUUCUCAUGGCCCAACCUGCCUGCUCUUGCUGCUGCUACUGACAAUGAUGAAAUUGCUUCUUUGCCAAGUCACCACCGACUAUCUCCUUCCCUUACUUGUCCGGUCAAGCCGCUUGCAGCUAAGCGUCCUCUCGUCUUGCCUUUUCCAUUCACCGCCACUCCCCAAGAUCAAGCUCCCACGGAUCUUUUCAACCUUUAAAGCUCUCACUGGAAACUGCAAGUGAGCUCUGAUUUGGUUUAGUCUGGAUUUAUAAACUACAAGCAAGCAGGUAUUUACAGCCAUCAUUUAUUACAGAAUUUAAAGCACGGAGAGAAGUUAUUAUAUUAUUCUUAUGGAAAUAAUUGACAAUUUUGAAAAGUUCCCCUCUUUAAUUUAGGUAUUUUGUCUCUGGUUAAGUAUAUAUAGAGGGGGGUAUGACAUGAUUCGGCUUAUCAUAGAGACCAUAUAUUUCAAUACUGGGAUCAGUGGUUCUAUAUUACUGAACAUUUUUUUUUACAUAUGAAAUAAAGAAACAAAUAUCCUAA